This is a messenger RNA of Desarmillaria tabescens, 3387 nucleotides long. RefSeq lists its product as uncharacterized. The transcript has 10 exons. The record is from RefSeq and is a predicted model, not a curated record. Lineage: Eukaryota; Fungi; Basidiomycota; Agaricomycetes; Agaricales; Physalacriaceae. Bases 1 to 3387 code for a protein of 1128 amino acids.
AUGGUACGCAACAUCAAGAAACCCAAGAUCUCUGCCGAUGCCUACUACGAUGAGGAUGAUCUCGAGCCUCCUCCACCUCCAAUUCACAACCAACAUCGGCAUACCGACUUCAAUGUCCAAAGUCAGAGUGGAUCCCGACUUCGAUCGACGACAACAUAUCACGAUGUACCAGCCAGUCCACCCCCGCUUCACACAGAGCUUCACGAUCCAGUCCUGAAUGACUACGGUGAAGGCGAGGAUCUGUCAUGGCUGGAUGGACCGACACUGGAGGAGGAAAACAGUGACUCGGAUGACGAUGAUGACCCAAUCAAUGGAUUGGAUCCACGAACCUCCGCCGAGGAUGCCACCGUCGACCAGGAUGACCCGCACCUUCAUGACUGGCUUCCUCGGAUCUGGGAUUUCAUGGAGGAAAUGUUCCGUGCAGAGACUCCGGUGGGGGUCUCCAAGGUCUGUGCACGCUGUGGCUUAACGGCAGAAGAAGUGAAGCUCUAUCGCUGCGCAUCUUGUAACGAGGAACAUCUGUAUUGCGACGAGUGCAUGGUUUGCCGGCACUAUGGAAAUCCCUUCCAUCGCAUGCUUGAGUGGACUGGAACGUUCUUCAAACGCGCGACCUUAGCUGACCUUGGGAUGGUCUUUCCUCUGGGUCACGGGCCAGGCUCAUGCUGUUCGAGUCCUCGACGUGGCCGGCUCCAUGUCCUCGAUCUGGAAGGCAUCCAGACACUCUACAUCGACUAUUGUUAUUGCACGCAAUCCCGUUCUCGAUGGUGGCAGCUCCUUCGGGCAAGGUUAUUCCCUUCAACCAUAGUGGAGCCUCAGAUCGUUGCAACUUUUCAUACGCUGGAGAUCUUCCAUAUGCUGUCGUUCAUGUCAAAAGUAUCAGGAUAUGAGUUCUACCACACUCUGGUUAGGCUGAGUGAUAAUACGGGUACUUGCAUUCCUCCAAAUCGUUUCCAAGCGUUCAUGCGAAUGGUCAGGGAAUGGCGACACCUCAAGUUGCUGAAGCGCAAGCUCGACAAGUCCCCACGAGAUUUCAAGGAUACCCCACCCAGAGAACUUCCUGUACCAGCGGGGUCCUUGGCAGUGAAAUGUCCAGCAUGUCCCUGGCCUGGGAUAAAUUUAGAGGAGGGUUGGGAGAAUGAUACAGAUGAGCCAUGGAAGUAUACCCUCUACAUCGCCAUCGAUGCGAACUUCCGACUGGUCCGUCUCGUCGUUUCGAAUUCGAGCCGAGAUCCCAGUCUGACAAAUGGGGCUGCCUACCUCGUGCAGCAAGAGGAUUUCCGUGCUCAUGUCGCUGAGUAUGGCAAACGCAUCCCGUACGAUCCCAGUGACUGUCGAGAUCAUGAAGCCGUCAAGCUUGCAACGACAAAGCGAGGUGCAGGAUUGGCAACGAGUGGCAUGGCGAUGGUGGAUUGUGCCCGGCAUGACUGUAAGAACCCUAGCGCCGUGACAAUACUGGACCACGGGGAGGAACAAGUGCGCAUGGAUUACAUCUUCUGUGGCCGUCUUCAACAUCCGACUCCACGGCGUGUGGUCGUCUCUUAUGAUAUCAACUGUCAAUGGUCGAAAAAAUUAUGGGAGCGUAUCGACAUAUACCCGACAUCCAUGAGGCCCCGACAAGCACCGAGUGACUUUGUUUAUCUGAUCCCGAAGUUUCAUUUGCCUGCUCACAUUCCAAGCUGCCACGUCAAGUAUUCGUUUUACAAGACACCGCACGUGGGUGAGACUGAUGGGGAAGCCCCGGAGCGCGGGUGGAGCCGACUGAAUCCUCUAGCGGCGAGUUUGAAGGUCAUGGGUCCGGGAGGUUAUCUCGACACGUUGGAUGACCACAUUGGUGACUACAAUUAUAGGAAAACUACGUUGAUGGGUAGCACCCUCCUCAAAGCUGUGAUAGAUGCUAUACUGGCUCAGACCCUUCAUGCAGCCAUUUACGCUGAGUUUACUACGAGUCUACCUCAUGAGGAAGUCAUAAAGUGGACGCAAGCUGUAGAAGACUGGGAAAAGGACCCGAUUAAUACGGUCAAUCCGUUUGAUACGACAGUAACACAACUGACGACAAACAAGGUUCGUCUGACGCUCGCCCAAGAGGAGGCUGCUGAAUUGGCAAGAAUAACGGCCGCUCAAGUGCAGCAAGCAGAGCAAUCGCAGCCACCGACACAGACACUGCAGGAUGCCGACGCGGCGAUUUUUGCCGUGGCGCAUGAGAUCGGUCCGAGCACAAUGAUAUAUCAAGGGGUAGAGCUGGAGAAUGAUCAACGUCGUCUCAAGUUGGCGUAUACGGCUCUCGGUGCGCAUUCAACAGAUCGUGAGAGGGCACGGGUGCAGGAGGGCAUGAAUCGGAUUCGCCGGCGUCUCGAUGUCUGGUUUGAGAUCCAACAGCUGUACAUGCCUGAGGUAGCAGCGUUACGCACCGACUGGAACAAGGCACAACUCGCAGCAAAAGCAAGAGCGGAGCUUGUUGCUGCUGAGGCGGCUGUCGCAGCGUCGGAUGUGGCUGAGGACCCGAAGAAGAAGACGUCGAAGAAGCGCAAGCCACGCAAGCGUCGCGCUCGGGUAAAACCGAUGGAAGAGGCUCUGGAGGCCGUCAACAUACCCCUCUUCCUCCCUAGCAGCACGAUCAGUCGUAUCCAAAGCAACAAAAAGCUCCUCGACUUCGAGUUUCGUUUGCGUGAGGCUGAGGUGUAUGAAUGUCUCAUGACAUUACAUCGACUGUUGAUUUAUCAAUCACAUAUCUACAAGUUCAAGGAUCGCCAUGUCACAGGACAGCUAAUGAGCACCCGAGCGAGGUCGACGAUCAAGAGCGUAAUCGAUAACAUCGAUGAAGCUGAAAAUCGAUAUCGCAAGCUUCGGGAACAUCUCGUUGUCCUGGCAGGAGCUCUUGAUGGGGCAAAAGAUGGUUGGGAUCGGCAGUUGCGUGUGCUAGAUGCCAUGGAUGUCCGUCCCCUCGAUGAGAGCCUACCCGGAGAGACGGAAGGUCGGCGAACUAUGAGUUGGAUAUGGCGUGUUCACCGUCAUGAGACUGAUGUGGAGGAGACUGUGGAAGCUUUAAGGAUAGAGUGGUGCAAGACCCAGGCUCGAGCCCAUCGCUGGCGAGAAGAGGUGAUCUUGGUUUUGGAGGAGAUGAAGCGCGUCAAAGCUUUCUUCGCCUGGGAGGGCCAAAAAUGGCUGUUACGAGCAGCACGAGAGGAUAUAUCGGAGGGCGAAUGCGCUUAUGCACUGUGCCAGGCGGAUAUUCGGGCUCGUAUGAGGCAGCACUGCAUUGAAGUCUGGAAGGAUGUCCCAUUGUGGUUGGCAUCAGGUACGGUGCCGAAGUCAAAUCGUGGACGUCCCAAGCGCCUGAAACCAGUGGAUAGACCUGUAGAUAUAGCGAAUGUAGAUCUUGCACAAUAG